AUGCAUCUUGACAUACCUGAACUAGACCAACUCCAACUUGCUUCUAGAUUAUAUAAAGAAAAUCCUGCCAAUAAUUCAAUUGACCCGUCACUAUUAACGCCAUCCACAGACGGAGAAUUGAUAAACGCAUUGGGUAGCGUUAAGACAAGCACACAAGUCACAUUGGAAAGAAAUGUUUCAUCCAUCAACCAAAAGUAUUUCACAUUUGGUCAAACUAAUGCACCAACACAUCAACCAACUCAAAUUUGUGAGUGCGAUUCCGAGUUUGACAAAAAUUGGGAUUUGUUUGAAUUCCUAUUCAGACAUCAUUUUGUUAAACCAACUAGUGCUAAUUUGCUUUCAAGUCUUCGUGGUAGUGCAAUCGAUAGAUUAAGAACUAUUGAUCCACUCAAUACUAAAUCGGUUGAAGAAAACAUCAUGGCCUUAAGAACUUACUAUCAAGAUAGCCCAAGCAUCGUCCUUGAUAGAUUCUCUACCUAUUCUAGAGAAAACAAAUUCAAGUCACUUGAAACUUUGUUACUUGUAUUUGACAUUGUUAAAAGAAGGAGUCAACUACCUGAUGACGCCGCUAUUUCUUUCUUAGGUCAGGCACUUGGAUGUAAUUUGAAAGAAUAUUUAAGCUUGCGAUGCAGAAAAGGCAUCACUUACGAUGAAUACCUCGAUGAAGUUAGACAUCUCGAAAUUGUGUAUACCGAAUCCAAGGGUACAUCGCUUUACUUGAUUAAGGAACCAAUCAAUGGAAUCUUUGGUGUUAACAAGUCUCCUAACUUCUCCUUAGCCAAUGCUAACAACCCAACUUUUAAUGUUGCUGGUGUAAGCGAGGGUAUUCAAAACAAGUCCGCUGUGUGCUAUAGUUUAGUUUAUCCACCAUCAACUCAACUAGAGUGCAUGCACAUAGUUGUGUAA
Messenger RNA from Dictyostelium purpureum, 906 nucleotides. RefSeq lists its product as uncharacterized. Bases 1 to 906 code for a protein of 301 amino acids. The record is from RefSeq and is a predicted model, not a curated record. Lineage: Eukaryota; Evosea; Eumycetozoa; Dictyosteliales; Dictyosteliaceae. The transcript has 3 exons.